This is a messenger RNA of Clupea harengus (Atlantic herring), 1555 nucleotides long. RefSeq names its product pepsin A-like. NCBI's taxonomy places the organism in Eukaryota, Metazoa, Chordata, Actinopteri, Clupeiformes, Clupeidae. Gene Ontology annotation, molecular function: aspartic-type endopeptidase activity. The record is from RefSeq and is a predicted model, not a curated record. Gene Ontology annotation, biological process: proteolysis.
AUGAAGUGGGCUAUCGUUCUCUUUGCCUUGGUGGCGUUCUCCGAGUGCAUUCGCGUGCCUCUGAUCAAGGGCAAGACCGCCCGGGAGGCACUGACGGAGAAGGGCCUCUGGGAGGAAUACAGGAAAAGGUUCCCUUACCAGCCCAUGGUUAAGUUCCAGCAAAAUGGAGCUGAGGGCAUGACCAAUGAUGCUGAUCUUUCUUACUAUGGCGUCAUCACCAUCGGAAAUCCCCCCCAGUCUUUCACAGUUAUCUUUGACACUGGAUCCUCCAACCUGUGGAUCCCCUCUGUGUACUGCAACAGCCCUGCUUGCAAUAACCACCAGAAGUUUAACCCUAAGAGCUCCAGCUCUUUCCAGAGCACUCAACAGACUCUCCAGAUCCAGUAUGGAACUGGCAGCAUGACUGGCAUUCUCGGUUACGACACUGUCGGGGUGGGCGGAAUCAGUGUGAGCAACCAGAUCUUUGGCCUGAGCGAAACCGAGGCCCAGUUCAUGCAGUACAUGCAGGCUGAUGGUAUUCUGGGUCUUGCCUUCCCCUCCAUCUCCUCCUCUGGAGCCACCCCUGUCUUCGACAACAUGAUGAGCCAGGGCCUGGUCUCCCAGGACCUCUUCUCCGUCCACCUGAGCGGGAAAAGCCAGACCGGCAGCGUGGUGCUGUUUGGUGAGAUCGACUCUCAGUACUACACCGGCAGCUUCAACUGGAUUCCUCUCACCUCAGAGAGCUACUGGCAGAUCGCAAUGGACAGUGUCACCAUCAAUGGAAACACGGUUGCUUGCUCCGGUGGAUGCCAGGCUAUUGUUGACACCGGCACCUCCCUCAUUGUGGGACCUUCCGGUGACAUCAGCAACAUGAACGGCUGGGUGGGCGCCACCACCAACCAGUAUGGUGAUGCUACCGUGUCCUGUGGAAACAUCCAGAACAUGCCUGAGGUCACCUUCACAAUCAACGGACACGCUUUCACCCUCCCAGCAUCUGCCUAUGUGUCUCAGGGAUACAAUAGCUGUUCCACUGGCUUCGGCAACGGAGGUAACGACCAGCUCUGGAUCCUGGGUGACGUUUUCAUCAGGCAGUUUUACACUGUCUUUGACAGGAAAUACAAUAUGGUGGGUCUCGCUUCAACUGCGUAAAUACCAUCGAGUUGUAAAAUGAAACAUUCAUCUGGCCUAUGUGAUUGUGAGCAUGAUGAAAUGUGCACAGUGAACAAAGAUAUACAAAUAAAAACAAUGACUCAAAAUUGUCAAAAGUGUCCCUGAAUGUUUAUGUAUACAUACAUACACACACAACUGGUGCAAAAUCACACAAUGUUGUACAAUGUUUGAUUUUAUAUUUAUUUCAAGGAAUGACAAAACAAAAAAACAAAACAAAAACAAAACUGUACAUUCUUUAUCUUUUUGGUCUGAAUAAGUUGAAAUGGCACAGAGCUCAAUAUUCAAGCAGAGCAAAAAGCAAAAAUUCAACAUCAUACAACAUCAUAACAUCAUACAACAUCAUAACAGCCAUCUUUCAGAGAGGGACAGUAGCGUACCUAUGUCAGUUAUCGGACACUGUCAAACA